This is a messenger RNA of Penicillium verhagenii, 2019 nucleotides long. RefSeq lists its product as uncharacterized. The coding region runs from base 1 to 2019 and encodes 672 amino acids. Lineage: Eukaryota; Fungi; Ascomycota; Eurotiomycetes; Eurotiales; Aspergillaceae. Gene Ontology annotation, molecular function: ether hydrolase activity; carbon-oxygen lyase activity; carbohydrate derivative binding. The record is from RefSeq and is a predicted model, not a curated record. The transcript has a single exon. Gene Ontology annotation, biological process: amino sugar catabolic process; peptidoglycan turnover.
AUGACGCCAUUUCUCGAUCCGGAUGCUCUGGGAAGCCUCCAAACAGAAGCCCCCAAUGCCCUAGCUAUUGACACGCUGAACACUCUUGGCCUCUGCGAGGCAUUCAACCGAGAAGAAUCGAAAGUUUCUCCCGCAAUUGCGUGCUGUUUACCGUCUAUUGCAUCAUUCAUUGAGGAUCUCGUACCGCGUCUCCGCAUGGGUGGAAGACUUGUUUACGUUGGCGCUGGCAAUAGUGGCCGAGUGGGGUUUAUGGAUUGCAGUGAAUUGCCUGUCACAUUUUCGACCGAUACAGACCAAUUUAUCACUCUCGUCGCCGGGGGAGACCAGGCUAUCCUCAGCGCCAAAGAAAGUGCCGAGGACUGUGAAGAAGAUGGCUCAACCCAACUUGAAUCUCUAAAUAUCAUGGCCCAGGACACUAUCGUCGGAAUAUCAGCAUCUGGACGCACACCUUUCGUCAUUGGAGCCCUGAAAACCGCUCUAAAAUUUGGUGCUUUGACGGCCGUCAUCACAAACACCUCUCCUUCACUUCUUGAGAUGUUGGGUGUUGACCACACUAUUGCUAUUUUGGUCGGCCCUGAAUUCAUAACGGGUAGUACCAGACUCAAGGCCGGCAGCGCAGCAAAACAGGUCUUGAACAUGAUCAGUACUUGCUCGAUGGUCAAGAUGGGUAAAACCUAUAUGGGCUUGAUGAUUGAUGUUCGUGCGAAAAACCACAAACUUCAAGCUCGCGGUCGCCGAAUCAUACGUCAAGUGUGCAAAAUUUUGAUUGAGAAAGGCCAUACCCUCCCUAAUAACAAUCUUGUCCAAAGAGAUUAUUCUUUGAAUUCAUUGAUUGAUUUGUGUGCAGGGAAUGUCAAAAUAGCAUGUGCUGUUGCCGUGUCUGGCCUCGAGCCAAACCAAGCCAGGCAACUUCUCGAGCUAGCUGGUGGGGACUUUCAAGUGUUUCUUGAUAAGUUCUAUAAGCCAAUCUGUGGUAUUGAUGUUGAUCAGAAGUUUAUCACUACGGGCGAUGAAUUCUUUAUCUCAAUCGAUGGCGGAGGGACCAAGUGUGCUGUCUCGAUUGCUACAAGGACCCUGAUCGUGGCACAAGCGCAUUCAGGCGCUUGCAAUUUUCAUAGUGUUCCACUUGAGGAUCUAAUGAAACAGGUAAAAACUGCCACGAUGGAAGCAAUUUCUCGCAUCCCGCGACGAUAUCGUCAAUCUUUCACCGAUAUGCCCAGAUUUGCCGCAGUGUGGGCAGGUAUAGCUGGAAUACAACAUGCCAAUCGACAGGAAACUCUAAUCCAAUGCCUUGAAAAUUUAUUUGGAGUUUCGAGAGAAACGGGAAAAUUUCGUCUGACCAGCGACAGUGCACUCCUUGGCUCCUGCAUAGGCAUCGACGAGUCUGUUGAAUCAGGUAUCUCUUUGAUUGCGGGUACGGGUACAGUUGCAACAGCAUUCAAAAGGGACCCAACGGGUGAAGUCGUUCAGAUUGGAAGGACUGGGGGCUGGGGCCCUCUUGUGGGUGAUCAAGGCAGUGCCUUCGACAUUGGCAAAAAAGCUCUGCAAUCGCUGCUAAGUAGCAUUGAACUAAGUCAGGGAUCUGGUUCACCUUGUCUCACGGAAUUGGAAACGGAAAUCCUAGCAGCCGUCGGCCAUGACAAAAACGAUGUCCUUUUACACAUACUUUACUCCACUAUACAGCCAAAGCACCGUAUUGGGAAUUUGGCAAAGGUGGUUACGAAGUUGGGAUUUCGACAAAAUAAUCCCGAUCAACAAGCCCUGGAUAUUCUCAAGUCCGCAGCCAGAUCGGUGGUUCAGCUCAUCCUGCCGCUAGUCAAGGAACAAUUUUGCAGUCCCAAUCUUAGUUCUCUUGUUCUAUCUGGGGCUUUGAUGAAUAUACCUGACUUCAAAUGUCUGGUCUUGGAUGAGCUUUUAUACCAAAAGGUUGCCCCAUUCAAAAAGAUUGUUGUUAUUGACAAUGCUUCUUCUUGCGCAGCGCAGUUUCUGGCUAGGCAGGAAAAAAUACCAAAAAUGUAA